AUGAGGAGCAAUGCCCCCAGGAGUAUGAGUGGGCAAAGUCAAGCUUUGAGACAGGAUUCUGCUCCUAUGUAUUGCCCUAAGAAUGCUCCUUACACUGAUCAAAGAUCUACUAUUCCUGGUCAUGUGUUUGCUUUGACAAGGGAAGAGGCUGAAGCUUCCCUGAAGCUUAUCCAAGGUAUGAUUUCUUUAAACAAUCAACAAAUUUCUACUUUAUUUGAUUCUGGUGCCACUUACUCAUUUAUCUUCGAUGAGUGUGCACAAAGACUGGAAUUGCAUAUAGUUGAAAUGCCUUUUGUGAUGAAUGUGUCUACAUCGGUUGGUGCUUCAGUGAGAACCAGUCGAGCUUGGUUGAAAGUAGAGUUGAAAUUUGGUGAAAUAGUCACAAGUAUUGAUUUGAUUUAUUUGCCCAUAUCAAGAAUUGACGUGAUAAUUGGCAUGGAUUGGUUAUCUGCUAAUAGAGCAACGUUAGACUAUAAUAGAAAGACAGUUUCACUACCAAUGUACACGGUGACCACAAUGAAUAAUGGGACUACACCAUCGGUAGAGAAAUCAGUGAAGAAAGGAUGUCAAACUUUCAUGGUGUUUUUCUCAAUGCAUGGGGUAUAUGAUAGAGUAAUAGACAACAUUGGAGUUGUCAAUAAGUUUCCUAAGGUGUUUGCAGACAAAGUGUCUAGAUUGCUACCAGAGAGAGGGAUUGAGUUCUCAAUCGACUUGGUACUUGGUGCCAAGCCAAUCUCUAAGGCUCUUUAUCAGAUGGAUCCAAUAGAAUUGAAUGAGCUUAAGAAGUAG
Prosopis cineraria is the source of this 789-nucleotide messenger RNA. RefSeq lists its product as uncharacterized. The transcript is spliced from 2 exons. The record is from RefSeq and is a predicted model, not a curated record. Bases 1 to 789 code for a protein of 262 amino acids. NCBI's taxonomy places the organism in Eukaryota, Viridiplantae, Streptophyta, Magnoliopsida, Fabales, Fabaceae.